Molecule: messenger RNA, 4316 nt
Organism: Talpa occidentalis (Iberian mole)
Lineage: Eukaryota; Metazoa; Chordata; Mammalia; Eulipotyphla; Talpidae
Gene: ALB
Product: albumin
Exons: 18
Coding region: 2341-4149 (602 amino acids)
Biological process (GO): transport
Cellular component (GO): cytoplasm; blood microparticle
Source: RefSeq, a predicted model, not a curated record
GAUCUGGGGCCGGCCGGGGCGGAAGCGCGGUCCAGAUCCCCCAAAGAGCGGGAGUUCGGGAUCGCCAGAUCCGGGAGGUGGGGCCUGGAUCUGAGCUGGUGUACGUAGUUUUUUCUUCCUGGCCGUUUUUUCCACCGCCAGAUCGUGAGUUAGGGCUUUGGACCUGGAGAAAGGGUAUCGUGUAAGAGAGCGAGCCCCCUUUGCCUCACUUUGAGUCUUGAAUCUUGGACUUCUUAAACCUGAGUUUACGGUUGUGCAAUAGGAAAGAGGUCGAUUAUGUGACGUCUGAGGUAACUGUAGUUUUAGUUUCCGAAAGGGAGAGAAGAAAGCGGAAUCUGUGCCAGACUUUGCAGAGGAUUCACUGAAUGACCCUGAUUUUGUUCUUGCAUUCCUCACUGACUCAGUUUUUAUGGUUAAAACGUUCAUUAUAGUCUUCCCUGUCUGUGUAUCUCGUCGAAGGAAUAUUGUAAUGGGGAUUGUGAGUUAAUUUGUAGGUGUCUAAAGAACUUCCUGGACUUUUGAAAUAAUAGCAUCACUUAGUGAACUCGGAAUCAUUCUGUUUCUGGUCGAAUAGCAGAAGUGGCAUAAGGAAAAUGAAGCAAACAUCAAGGGCAGAUGUACUGGCACAAGAUAAAGUCUGUCUCAGCUGACAUAGUUGCCAUUUUAAGACUGCUAAGUUUAGCAGUGUGCCUGAAUAUUUUUUAGCUUUUUUUUUUUUUUUCCUUUUUAGCAUUGGUAUACCAUAUGAAAUGUGGGCAGUUGCCAGUACUCUACAGAGUACUAUGGCAGAAGUUGCAAUUACUGAGUCAAUUCAUUCAAGCAAAAAUACAUCAUGUGCCUACUGUGUGCAUCAUUUAGAAAAUCGAAGUCUCGGCUUCCAGCGACUUUGCGGUGUAGUAAAUGCCGUACUAAAUAUACAGAUGAACUGCUACCCACUGCUUGUUCCUCUCCUACAGUGGUUGCUGAGUUCCUAUGCGGAACAGUACAAUGCAGUUUUUUGUCUUACCGCUGCAAAUUUAGAUUCUGUGAUUUCAGCUGGAUUUCUCCUUCCUACCUUUUUUACUCCCCACCAGAAUACUUUUUGUAAUCUUUAAAUCCCAGCCACAUUUUGUUACAUGAUUUCAAAUUCAUAACAUUGAGGCUGUUAGGGAAGAUGGCUUCAAUUUUCGAAAUACUAGAAAUUUAGAUGCUUCUAGCAUUUUCCUUGACUCCAGUAUCAAAGAAAUGAGACACUUCCUGCUUUAUAUGAAAUUAACUCUCCAUCUGUACUUUAGUUCCAGUUCCCUUUUCUCUUCCAAUUAUAAUCGUUUUGUCUUCAGAUCUCCAUAGUUCUGGCCCCUUAGCUUAUACUUCUGUAGCUUCAACUCUCAUUUCCUUCACAAUCAAGCUUUAAAGAGUACUCUGUAUACGAUGUCUUUAUUAUCUGAAAUCUAUUACUCCUCUGCACUCUAACAUCUGUACCUAUUGUGCUGUCAAGACAAACAAGCAAAAACAAACAAACAAAAAACCCACCUUUCUUUAAAAUAACUCCGUUAUUUAGGUAGAAAAUGAUUUUUACUCUUCUGUCCUAGUGAAAUGAUGAUCUUGCUGGUACAGGUAGAAUAAGGUCAAACCUAUUAGAAUGGAGAAAGUCCCUGGAUGACUUUAUUUUUAUGUAGCAUUCCAUCUCUGGCCCCCACCCCCCUUUAGAACACGUGGCAGAAACUUGACUUAUUUGCCAUUCUUAAAACUUAUUUCUUUCUGGGCAUACAGCUAACCUAAAUAUUUUAGUUCCCUUUGCAAUUAAUUAUGGCUUUGUGAUUGAGUGUUUUCCAAUGGAAUGUGAGUGGAAGUGAUGUGCAUCUUUCCAGUCUUAAUGAAGUCCUCCAAUGCUCUCCAUCAGCUUGCUGCUAGUGGUUAUAGUGACCUUGAAUACUAUAUGUUGAAGAUGCCAGAGCCAGAAAAAAUGAGCAUGAGUGACUGACUUACAGCUCGGAAGACAGCCAUCUCCAAAUUAGAAACACUCCUGGAUUGUUUGGGUUGAAAUUCCAAGGGAUAGAUACUAUCAGGAAGACUUGGGAAUUCAAACUGGGAGCUUGUGGCUUGUGCCCUGCUUCUCACCUCAAAGUUUGCCAAUAUAGGCAACUACAAUCAAGUAGAAAUGGCAAAAUAAUAUGUUUAAGCAGAGAGGACCAGGCAACGUAAAUAACCUUUCCCUCUCCUGCAUCUUCCUUGGCUACGAUGGACUGAAAAGGAGAUACAGAAUUCCUUAAGUGGUUGGAUGUAACCUUAUGACUGCCCCAGAAAGCUAAGAGAGCACCUAUUUGACAGGAUGGCUUACCUCUUCUUUCUGUGAAUAAGAUGUCAUAUCCUGGAAAAAAAACCUCUGCUUAUUCCAGGGGUCUGUUUCGUCGAGAUGCACACAAGAGUGAGAUUGCUCACCGGUAUAAUGAUUUGGGAGAAGAAAAUUUCAAAGCCCUGGUGUUGGUUGCCUUUUCUCAGUAUCUCCAGAAAUGCCCCUUUGAAGAUCAUGUAAAAUUAGUGACCGAAGUAACUGAUUUUGCAAAGACAUGUGCUGGUGAUGAAUCAGCUGCAAAUUGUGACAAACCACUUCAAACUCUUUUUGGAGAUAAACUGUGUACAGUUGCAUCUCUUCGUGAAAAGUAUGGUGAUUUGGCUGACUGCUGCGAAAAACAAGAGCCUGGGAGACAUGAAUGCUUCCUGCAACACAAAGACGACAACCCAGGAUUCCCUCCAUAUACACGACCAGAGCCCGAUGCAUUGUGUGCUGCCUUCCAGGAAAAUGAACAGAAGUUUGCAGGACAUUACUUAUAUGAAAUUGCCAGAAGAUAUCCUUACUUUUAUGCUCCUGAACUCCUUUACUAUGCUAAGCAAUACAAACAAAUUUUGACAGACUGUUGCUCAGCUGCUGAUAAAGGUGCCUGCCUGACACCAAAGGUUGAUGCUUUGAAGGAAGUCGUACUGAGUUCAUCUGCCAAACAGAGAUUCAAGUGUGCCAGUAUCCAAAAGUUUGGAGAAAGAGCUUUCAAAGCAUGGUCAGUAAGUCGCCUGAGCCAGAAAUUCCCCAAGGCUGACUUUGCAGAGAUUUCCAAGAUAGUGGGAGAUCUUACCAAAGUCAACAAGGAAUGCUGUGAAGGUGACCUGCUUGAAUGUGCUGAUGACAGGGAACAGCUUGCCAAGUACGUCUGUGAAAAUCAAGACACAAUCUCCUCUAAGCUGAAGGAAUGCUGUGGGAAGCCAAUGUUGGAAAAAUCCCACUGCAUUUCUGAGGUUGAAAGAGAUGAAGCUCCUGCUGACCUGCCCCCAAUAACUGCUGACUUUGUUGAUGAUAAGGACGUUUGCAAAAACUAUCAAGAGGCAAAAGAUAUCUUCCUGGGCACGUUUUUGUAUGAAAACUCAAGAAGGCAUCCUGAGUACUCUGUCUUAAUGCUCUUGAGAAUUGCCAAGGGGUAUGAAGCCACACUGGAGAAGUGCUGUGCCACUGAUGACCCUCCUUCAUGCUAUUCCAAAGUGCUUGAUGAGCUUAAACCUCUUGUGGAUGAGCCUCAGAAUUUAGUCAAAGAAAACUGUGCACUUUUUGACAGCCUUGGAGAGUAUGGCUUCCAGAAUGCGCUCAUAGUUCGUUACACCAAGAAAAUGCCCCAAGUGUCAACUCCAAGUCUCGUGGAGGUCUCCAGGAGCCUCGGGAAAGUGGGCACCAAGUGUUGUACUCUUGCUGAAUCAGAGAGGAUGGCCUGUGCUGAGGACUUUCUUUCUGUGGUCUUGAACCGGUUGUGCGUGCUGCAUGAGAAGACACCAGUGAGUGAAAAAGUUACCAAAUGUUGCACUGAGUCCUUGGUGGGCAGGCGACCAUGCUUCUCUGCUCUGGAAGUUGAUGAAACAUAUGUUCCGAAAGAAUUUAAUGCUGAAACAUUCACCUUCCAUGCUGAUAUCUGCACACUUCCCGAAGCUCAGAAACAAGUCAAGAAACAAUCUGCACUUGUUGAGCUGUUGAAACACAAGCCCAAGGCAACAGGGGACCAACUGAAAGCUGUUAUGGGAGACUUUGGAGGUUUCAUUGAAAAAUGCUGUGCAGCUGAUGACAAAGAGGCCUGCUUCUCUACAGAGGGUCCAAAACUUGUUGCUUCAGCUCAAGCCGCCUUAGCCUAAAACCAACAUAUUCAACAACUUCUCAGCCUACCCUGUGAAUGAGAAAGGGAAAUGAAGAUGCAGAACUUAUUCAUGUUUUCCUUCCCUGUUGGUAUAAAACACCUUGUCUGAAGAACACAAAUUUCUUUAAACAUUUUACUUCCUUUCUCUGUACUGCAAUUAAUAAA